Molecule: messenger RNA, 348 nt
Organism: Heterostelium album PN500
Lineage: Eukaryota; Evosea; Eumycetozoa; Acytosteliales; Acytosteliaceae
Exons: 2
Coding region: 1-348 (115 amino acids)
Source: RefSeq, a predicted model, not a curated record
AUGGUUUAUAUACUAGACCUGGCAAAAACGACCUCAAUCUACAGAUUCAACAACAUUCAAGUUUUAUAUAUGGAUAUCAAAUCAGAAAAUCACAUUCAAUUAAACAAUCUCUUUGAAUAUGUUAGCAAAUUCACAGCCCUUAAAAAAUUAGUUAUUUCAACUGAAAGUUGGUCUUUAUUAGGCGAAAUCAAAAAAAUGUUUCCAACUUUACUUCUUGAUGUAUACUUUAAGGAACGUAGUUAUAACCUGUAUCCUAUCCUUUAUCCUGAAUUUUCUCAGUAUGAUUGUAACAUUACGAAUAGUUAUAUUUUACAAAGCAGUAGAGUAUUUGAUUCUACAUCUGAUUAA